ACAUAUUGGAGACGGGAAAAUAUAAUAUCUAAACCUAGUACAUAUUGGAGACAGGAAAAUAUAAUAUCUGAACCUAGGAUAUAUUGGAGACAGGAAAAUAUAAUAUCUAAACCUAGGACAUAUUGGAGACAGGAAAAUAAGAUAUCUAAACCUAGGACAUAUUGGAGACAGGAAAAUAUAAUAUCUAAACCUAGGACAUAUUGGAUACAGGAAAAUAAGAUAUCUAAACCUAGGACAUAUUGGAUACAGGAAAAUAUAAUAUCUAAACCUAGGACAUAUUGGAGACGGGAAAAUAUAAUAUCUAAACCUAGGACAUAUUGGAGACAGGAAAAUAUAAUAUCUAAACCUAGGACAUAUUGGAUACAGGAAAAUAAGAUAUCUAAACCUAGGACAUAUUGA
Lottia gigantea (owl limpet) is the source of this 399-nucleotide messenger RNA. RefSeq lists its product as hypothetical. NCBI's taxonomy places the organism in Eukaryota, Metazoa, Mollusca, Gastropoda, Lottiidae. The record is from RefSeq and is a predicted model, not a curated record. The annotation marks the transcript as partial. The transcript has a single exon.